Molecule: messenger RNA, 1626 nt
Organism: Aricia agestis (brown argus)
Lineage: Eukaryota; Metazoa; Arthropoda; Insecta; Lepidoptera; Lycaenidae
Gene: NGR-B2
Product: PDF receptor-like
Exons: 12
Coding region: 1-1626 (541 amino acids)
Biological process (GO): adenylate cyclase-modulating G protein-coupled receptor signaling pathway; cell surface receptor signaling pathway
Cellular component (GO): plasma membrane
Molecular function (GO): G protein-coupled peptide receptor activity
Source: RefSeq, a predicted model, not a curated record
AUGCAACAUACGAUAUCGCCCUCAAAAGGCCUCAGCAAGGCUCCCGCCCCGCUGCCCUCUGAUUUCAAGAAAUCAGAGGGCAGCGAGGCGGGAGUCGAGCGGUGGCAGCGGCGGCACGGGAAGCCCCCAAAAGGGGGGAAACCGCGACGUUGGGAACACUGCGAAAUCUUCAAUGGAAUUCGGAUCGGUCCGUUCGACAAUCCUUCUAUAUUCUACAAAAUGGCAUUGAACAUGUCGGAAGUGUUCACAGAAUCCCUGCAAGAGAUAUCGACGGAACAAGAGUGCCUCAGCAGAUACGCCAAUUACUCGUUAAGCGACAAUGCAGUGUUCUGCAAUGCCACAUUCGACAGCUAUCUCUGUUGGCCGCCGACGAGGGUAAACACGGUUAUACACCAGAGCUGUCCCAGAGUACGACUCAGUGAUCCCUCCAAUUUUGCGUACAGAAGAUGCGGUUUCCACGGUCUUUGGCUUGGACGACGAAACAAUGAGAGCAGUGUGAAGGGCUGGACGAACUUCACUCCCUGCUUCCCUACCGAGCUCCAGUCUUUGUUUGAAGAGGUGUUCGACGCUAAGAAUAGUACACAGUCGAAGUACGAUAUUGCCCAAAUUACUAGAUUGAUAGAAUUAAGUGGUUUCUUUGCUUCAGCCCUUGCUUUGAUCAUCUCCUUGGGAAUCUUCUCCAAAUUCAGGGUACUACGGAAUCAGAGGACUUUGAUUCAUAAGUGCAUGUUUUGGACGAUACUCGCCCAAUCUCUGGUACGGAUCUUCAUUUACCUCGAUCAGAUGUACUUCCGAGGUACCCUACAAAGAAACGACGUUGGCAUCGAACACGAGAAUAACAUUUGCAUUAUCUGCUAUUGUGUCUUGGAGUAUAUCAUUACUGCUACUAUCAUUUGGCACUUUAUCGAAGGCGUCUGUCUGUUCGAAUACGUCCACCGGAACGUAAUGCGGCCCAGCUUCUAUUUCCGCCGGUUCUUCCUCUUUGGCUGGGGAAUCCCCGCCCUAAUUACCUUGGCCUGGGCCCUAACCAACUUCAUGUACUAUCGGGCUGAGAAAAUUAAAAUUUGCUGGUAUGGAUACAACUUUCUGCCAACGUACUGGAUUUGCCAAUUACCUCGAUUCAUCAUUAUCGUGAUUAAUUUCUUUUUCCUGAUUGGGGUGAUGAGGACGAUUAUCCAAAAAUUGAACAUUGCCACUAACACCGAAUUGGAACGUUGCAGGCGAACGGUUAAAGCUGCAAUGCUACUGAUACCUCUUCUUGGAAUCCCGAAUAUUCUGAACAUGAUCGACGCCCCGCUGAAUCUCAACAACUGGCAAUUCGCUCUGUGGAUGUACUCGACUCAUUUCCUGAUCUCCUACCAGGGAAUGUUCAUUGCAUGCAUCUACUGUUUUGCUAAUCGUGAGGUACAAGACGUGAUUGCUCGUACUUGGCGUAACGCUAGGGCUCGACCGACGCCCGGGGUCUUCGUCAUACCUACUGGUUCUAGAAAUGCCCGACCUUCUCGAACUGGCCAAGGACAGAAUGGACAAGAUGAGAAUGCUCAGGAGCCUCGAGCUGCUCAAGAUGACCGAAACGAUCUGAAUCCUGAUGAUAAUGAAGCCGAAGAUGCUGGAGGAGCCCCGUAA